AUGUCGCAAAUCACAGACGAGUCUCUACGUGAGGCCAUCAAGCAGCGCCUCGAGGCUACUCACGUUGAAGUCACAGACAUGUCGGGCGGCUGUGGUCAAGCCUUCAACUCAGUCAUCGUCUCUCCUCAAUUCCAGGGCCUCAACUCUCUCAAGCGUCACCGACUCGUCAACGCCGCCCUCAAGGACGAAAUCGCCAUUAUCCACGCCUGGACCGCCAAGUGCCAGACACCUGAGGAGUACGCAAAGACGAGCGCAGCCAACGACACCGCGCAAGCGUAG
Fusarium tjaetaba is the source of this 279-nucleotide messenger RNA. RefSeq lists its product as uncharacterized. The record is from RefSeq and is a predicted model, not a curated record. Lineage: Eukaryota; Fungi; Ascomycota; Sordariomycetes; Hypocreales; Nectriaceae. Bases 1 to 279 code for a protein of 92 amino acids. Gene Ontology annotation, biological process: intracellular iron ion homeostasis. Gene Ontology annotation, molecular function: 2 iron, 2 sulfur cluster binding. Gene Ontology annotation, cellular component: nucleus; cytosol. The transcript has 2 exons.